This is a messenger RNA of Patella vulgata (common limpet), 2513 nucleotides long. Its product is annotated as toll-like receptor 13. NCBI's taxonomy places the organism in Eukaryota, Metazoa, Mollusca, Gastropoda, Patellidae. Gene Ontology annotation, cellular component: membrane. The record is from RefSeq and is a predicted model, not a curated record. Gene Ontology annotation, biological process: toll-like receptor signaling pathway; immune response. Gene Ontology annotation, molecular function: transmembrane signaling receptor activity; protein binding. The transcript is spliced from 2 exons. The coding region runs from base 238 to 1353 and encodes 371 amino acids.
AAUCUAUGUGCAAUCAUUUAUUUGAUCUUAAUCUUAUUCAAGGGUGUGAAUCUAUGUGCAAGUGUUUCAAUCAAUGUGAUGUCAUUUAUUUGAUACCAUAUUAGACAUUUUGUCAGAUGUCAGUUAAUACAUGAACACUCGGCCUGAAAAUAUUGUAGAAACUUAAAUAAUCUAUUUUAUUUAUUGUUUUUUGAAGGAAGUUUUACUACAUUAAGAGAGCUGUUAGAAGAAAUAAAGAUGGGUGGAAAGAUAUUAACCAGCAUUUUACUUCUUGUAUUAGGUGUAAUGGUGAAACAGGACUAUGGAAGUUUCGUUGUUAGUAAAGAAAAUUGCCGAUGUUAUGACAAAUGCGAAAGUUGCUGUUAUUUUGACUUUGAAUCCUUAAAACAACUUAUCGUUGAUGAAGCCUGUUCUAUAUCUUCAUCUGGACUUAUAAAAUCACCAAUAUUCAACAAAGGCAGCAGAUUGGAAUAUCUUAAUAUGUCCAACAAUAAUCUGGAAUGUCUACCGAAAAGCAUUCAGAAAUUAAGGAGCACCAACAUCGAUAUUUCAAACAACAGUUUGGUUUGUAAUUGUUCCAACUUAUGGUUAGGUGAAUGGUUUAGGUCCAAACCAAAUAUAAAAUAUAGAUCUUUGCUGACUUGUUCUGUAUCAGGCAACCAGGAUAAAAUCAAAAUUCAAGAUUUUCAGAAAGGAGAACAUGAUUGUGAAGUCAUAAACUCAACACUGAUCAGCAUAGUGCUUGGAAUAUUUGGUAUUUUAUUAAUUGUCUCAAUCAUCUGUUUUAUCUACUUUCGAUAUGAACUUCUCACAUUGUAUUAUAUUUACAUCAAAUCGAGACUUAGAAGAACUAGAACAAUCAAAAAUGAAAGUGAAACAUAUGACAUAUGUGUGCUCUUGAAUGAAACCAAUGAUUCGGACAGGCUAUGGGUUAGAAAUCAUCUGAUUCGUUAUUUCGAAGAGAACACAAUGAAAUCUUAUAUUCCAUAUCGCGAUGGUGUUAUUGGAGAAGUAACAUCAGAUGCUAUUAUUACAAACAUGAACAAUAGUUCAACAGUUCUGGCUGUUGUUUCGUCAUCAUUUUUUGCUAAUCCUUUGAACAUAUUUAAUUUGGAGGCUGCAUAUCAUCAAAAGAUACGGAACGGGAACGGAAAGCUGAUACUUAUCAAACUAGGACAGGAUUGUUUACCUUAUGGGAGUAAUGGUUAUAUUCGAGCUAUGUUCAGAUUAAAACGUUUCAUCCAUGCUGACAACCAGAAACUGAUGUCAAAACUGACAUCUCAGAUACAGUUGCAGCCAAAAUACAAAUCAAGAACAGUUUCUGUGACAUCUGAAGACAUAUUGUGGUUUUAAACAAAUGGUGGACAUCACUAACAGACUGACAUUGGAUAACUUUGUUAAUCUUUUUAAGUUUUUAUUAUUAUUAUUACUAAUAAUAUUAGAUCGUUGUAAUAGGCCUUAUUAUAUGUAUAAGCAAGCUUUAAUUAUAUUCUCCUACAAUUUUGUUUUCAUGGUAUUAAUUUGUAUCUCUGUAUAUAAUUCUAUAAUUUUUUAAUUUUUUCUUAUACCCUAAUAAACAAUCAUACUAAGUUUUAAAAAAAUUUCAUUAAUAACCCUGUCCUUAUUAUUUGCAUUCACAACUAUCAAAGGUGGAUAAGGGGAUAACUCCAAUGAACAAUUUCUGAAAACUUUGCACCACAGACAGGCCAACACAGGUUAGUUUAAGGUAUCCAGGUUAGUGAGUAAGCACCAAACUUACUAAACCACUGUGGUUCCAAAUUCAACAAUAAGGAGAACAUUUAUUUUGUUUGAACAUGAUAAAAUGAUCUGGAUUAUGAAUGGAAAUGAUUUACUUUGAAGACACAAUCUGAUUAAAAUACAGAUCUAUAUUGCGUUUCGUUUUUUAAAAUAUAAUCGAUGGCCUGCAUUACAUGAAGAUCUGACUGGUUGUAGUGGAAGGUUGUGUCAGGGGUCAUACGCGCGGCUUUUGAACUAUGACGUAAGAAAUUUGAUUAAUCAAUCAGCGUUGAUGUUUCUAGUGGUAUACCUACAGUUCCGUGCACUGCUUGCCAAGAACUUGCCGUAACAGACCGUUACAUUUGCUAAUUUCUCACAUCAACCAGCACGCAGGUUAUAUAACAACUCUUCCAGAUCCUAGUGUAGUCAAGACAAGUAAAACGAAAUUUUGAACUAUAAAAGGAAACGAAAUAGGAUCUGUGUUUUAAUCAGAUUGUUUGAAGACAAAAUCAGGACAUUAAUUAUUUACUUUAUACUCCAAACAUUGCUGCCAAGCAUCAAAUUUUCCUAUACAUUUAUGGAGAGUAGUUAGUUUUACCAUAAAAGACAUGUUCAGAUAUUUUGUUUUUCUCACCAAUCUGCCAUUUUGUAUCUAACAAUAUAGUUAUGAUAAACAGGCAAACUUUUAUUGAUUGUUUUGUUACCUGCAACUAAAAGUUUGUGGCUCUUUAGAUUAAUUUUAAAAAUAUAAAGCGAUAUAACUCAGUAUUUUGGUA